AAGAUUAUCAACAUAAAGACGGACAACCAUGAUUUUCAUUAAGAACAACGUAGAAUUCAAAAAUUGCAGAUUUUACCGUCAAAAGUGCCAAACUUGGAUGUAAUCAAUCAUAAACAGAGUCUUUUGCGAAGCUGAUUUCCUGUUAAUCUUGGAGGAGAAAGUAAUGGCUACAUCAGCGUCGCCGCAGCAGCCUGGUGGUGCAGUGGUGGCGGAGAGGAGAGGAAUCCCGGCGGCUUCAUUCGUAGAGGAUGUGCAAAUUUAUCUAAAUCAAUUAGGUCUUGAUGUCAACUCUACUCUCGCCUUCCUCCAAGAAAGACUUCAGCAGUACAAGGUGGUUGAGAUGAAACUUCUUGCUCAACAGAGGGAUCUUCAGGCAAAGAUUCCAGACAUCGAGAAAUGCUUGGAUGUAGUUGCUACUUUACAAGCUAAGAAGGGUACCGGUGAGGCAUUGCUUACUGAUUUUGAAGCAUCAGAAGGCAUCUAUUCUCGAGCUCGAGUGGAGGAUAUUGAUUCAGUGUGCUUGUGGUUGGGGGCAAACGUAAUGCUUGAGUAUUCUUGUGAAGAGGCCACUUCUCUUCUACGGAAGAACUUGGAAAAUGCAAAAGCCAGUUUGGAAGUUUUAAUUGCUGAUUUACAAUUCUUACGAGAUCAAGUCACAAUAACUCAGGUUACAAUUGCUCGGGUGUACAACUGGGAUGUUCAUCAACGAAGAGUUAGACAAGCUUUGGCCUCCCAAGAUUCAUAGAAAGGAUAACGUCUUAAAACGUAUAUUGCUUCUGAGAAGUGAUCGUAUUAGGUUAGUUGUUUCUUUCUAGCCAUUUUCAUUGAGUUUUGAUCUCAUUUCAUGUUCUUGGUUCAGCAUGCAUUGUGUAGAUUAAUGUUGCUUUACUUCAAAAAGCUUUGUUAUGUUUUUUUAACUUUUAAGGUUUGAGUUAUAACGGAACUAAGCCCUAAUCAUUAGUUAGCAAACCGCUCAGAUUGAGCAGCAUCGAACUCUUUGGCAAAUUUUGUUUUGUUU
Molecule: messenger RNA, 1018 nt
Organism: Cynara cardunculus var. scolymus (artichoke)
Lineage: Eukaryota; Viridiplantae; Streptophyta; Magnoliopsida; Asterales; Asteraceae
Product: probable prefoldin subunit 3
Exons: 7
Coding region: 164-745 (193 amino acids)
Biological process (GO): microtubule-based process; tubulin complex assembly; protein folding
Cellular component (GO): cytoplasm; prefoldin complex
Molecular function (GO): tubulin binding
Source: RefSeq, a predicted model, not a curated record